This is a messenger RNA of Solanum dulcamara, 1950 nucleotides long. Its product is annotated as UDP-glycosyltransferase 92A1-like. The transcript has a single exon. Gene Ontology annotation, molecular function: UDP-glycosyltransferase activity. The record is from RefSeq and is a predicted model, not a curated record. Lineage: Eukaryota; Viridiplantae; Streptophyta; Magnoliopsida; Solanales; Solanaceae. Bases 139 to 1722 code for a protein of 527 amino acids.
UUGGAAUGAUGACAACAAACACAAUCCAAUUCUUCUUCUCACCCUAUACAUAUUUCUUUCUACCUCUUCUAGUCCUAAAAGAAAUUUCCACAAUCAAUUUUAAUUUCUGUAGCACCUCAAAUUCCCAACAAAAAAAAAAUGAGUGACCAUCAAGAACAUAUAGUAAUGCUUCCAUUUCUAGCACUUGGCCAUAUGAUACCUUUCUUAGCCUUAGCCAAAAAAAUCCAAGAAAGAACUAACUACAAAAUCACCAUUGUUAGUACCCCUUUAAAUGUCAAAUAUCUUAGUUCCACUAUAGUCAAAGAUUCAACACAACAAGUAGUAGUAACACAAAAUCCCCAAAAUAAUAUUUCUUUAGUUUCACUACCUUAUAAUAGUUGUGAACAUGGUUUACCACCCAAUACAGAGAACACAGAGGCCUUGCCUUUAAAAGAUAUGGUGACAAUUUUCAAUUCUACAUUAUCUCUUAAAGAACCACUAAAAAAGUUGAUUUUUGAGAUUAUUGAAAAAGAUGGUAAGCCACCACUUUGUAUAGUUUCUGAUACAUUUAUGGGAUUUGCUAGUGAAGUUGCAAAAUCUUGUGCAACUUUUAAUGUGAGUUUUACCACAGCUGGUGCUUAUGGGACAGCAGCUUAUGUGUCACUAUGGCUAAAUCUUCCUCAUUUGUUAGCUAUUGAUGGUGUUUUCAAAAUGCCAGGAUUUGAUGAUUCUUGCUGUUUUUUCUCUGUCAAUCAACUUCAUCCAUUUAUGAAAUUAGCAAAUGGUAAUGAUCCUUGGUCUAAAGUGUUGAAAUCUUUGUUUUCACCUUCUUUGGAUUCUUUAGGAUUUUUGUGUAAUAGUGUUGAGGAGAUUGAACCUAUGGGGGUUAAAGCAAUCGAGAAUUUGACUAAACUUCCUGUUUGGUGCAUUGGACCUUUGCUUCCUCAAUGUAUGCUCAAGAAAGGUGAAAAAGGUCCAAUCUUUGAAUCAAAAAAUGGUAAAGAUCAAAUCUUUGAAUCAAGAAAUGGUACAGAUCAGAUCUUUGAAUCAAGAAUUAGAAAAGAACAUGGAUUGUCACCAGAAAAAUGCAUAGAAUGGUUAAACAAACACCCCCAAAGUUCUGUUCUUUACAUAUCAUUUGGUUCACAAAACACAAUUAGUACUUCCCAAAUGAUGGCAUUGGCUUUGGGAUUGGAAGAUAGUGAAAGGCCAUUCAUUUGGGUGAUUAGGCCACCUAUUGGUUUUGACAUAAAAGGUGAGUUUAGAUCUGAAUGGUUGCCAAAAGGGUUUCAAGAAAGAGUGUCAAAAAGCCAAAAAGGUCUAAUAGUGAAAUCUUGGGCACCCCAAUUGCAAAUCUUGAGUCAUUCUUCAACUGGUGCAUUCUUGACUCAUUGUGGAUGGAAUUCAGUAUUGGAGAGUUUGAGUCAAGGUGUGCCUAUCAUUAGUUGGCCUUUGGCAGCUGAACAAGCAUUUAAUUCAAAGAUGUUAAUGGAGGAAAUGGGGGUUUGUGUUGAGUUAACUAAAGGGUUUUCAAGUGAUAUUGAAAAAGAGGUUGUGAAGAAAGUGGUGGAAAUUGUUUUGGGAAAAAGUGGAAAAGGUAAAGAAAUGAAGGAAAAAGCUAAUGAAAUUGGGAUGUGUAUUAGAGCUGCUGUUACAGAAGAGGGGGAUUUUAAAGGUUCUUCUGUUAAAGCAUUGGAUGAUUUCAUAUCUACACUACUUUAUAGAAGAAAUAUGUCAUCUUAAGAAGGAAUUUGCAGUUGAUUGUUUACUUUAGGAGCCUGCGGUUUAUCGAGUACAUGACCCUAGAGGAUACGGAAGUCAAAGAUUAGGAUAGAAGAUUCUUAUAUAGUUGAGCGUUGUCUAGCUUUUCUCAUUAAUAUUAUUGUUAUUGCUCUCCUACUAUUUGUUCUUCAAUUUUAAAAUUACUUGUUGUUUCCUUUGUUUCGGUUAUUGUAUUAUUUGUUGUUGUUA